CUCACGAGUCCCUUUCUACCCUUGACUCCUUGCUGUCUAUAUAAGCUCUCAUAAUAUCGCUCUCCAGUACACCAAAACCUCAACACAACACAACACAUCACAUCCCUCCUUAAUCCCUAGCUACGAUCGAUCUAUCGCUCGCUGCAUAUUGUAUUUUUAAAGAAAAAAAAAACAUAUUAUUGUUCAUGUCAAGGAUCAUGGAGCCACUUGCUGUAGGGAGAGUUGUAGGAGAUGUGGUGGACAUAUUCACCCCGAGCGUGAGAAUGGUUGUCACUUAUAAUUCCAACAAGCAAGUUGCUAAUGGCUAUGAGUUCAUGCCUUCAGUCAUUGCAGCUAGACCUAGAGUCGAGAUUGGUGGCGAGGACUUGAGGACUUCUUAUACUCUCAUCAUGACGGACCCUGAUGCUCCAAGCCCAAGUGACCCGUACCUAAGAGAGCAUCUCCACUGGAUGGUCACUGACAUUCCUGGUACAACUGAUGCUUCCUUCGGAAGAGAAGUUUUGAGCUAUGAGACUCCAAAACCGGUGGUUGGCAUCCAUCGAUACGUGUUCAUCCUGUUUAAGCAGAGGGGAAGGCAAACGGUGAGGCCACAAGCUUCAAGAGACAAUUUCAACACCAGGAGGUUCUCAGAAGAGAACGGAUUGGGCCUGCCGGCGGCUGCAGUGUACUUCAAUGCUCAGAGAGAAACUGCUGCAAGAAGAAGAUGAUCUUGUCAUGACAGGAUCAUCCUUUUCGAGAUUUCCCCUUUUUUUUUUAUGAAAAUAAAGAUUGUAUUCUGAGUCAUCUAUACUCUCUGCUUCGUGGAAAGGUGACUGCCAGAACUAUCUCCACAUUUUAGGGUGUGGUAGUUAAAUGCUAUAUGGGAAUGUUCUCUCUC
Hevea brasiliensis (rubber tree) is the source of this 877-nucleotide messenger RNA. Its product is annotated as CEN-like protein 1. Gene Ontology annotation, biological process: vegetative to reproductive phase transition of meristem; flower development. The transcript is spliced from 4 exons. The record is from RefSeq and is a predicted model, not a curated record. NCBI's taxonomy places the organism in Eukaryota, Viridiplantae, Streptophyta, Magnoliopsida, Malpighiales, Euphorbiaceae. Bases 186 to 707 code for a protein of 173 amino acids.